This is a messenger RNA of Spea bombifrons (plains spadefoot toad), 1361 nucleotides long. RefSeq names its product cytokine inducible SH2 containing protein (gene CISH). The transcript is spliced from 3 exons. The record is from RefSeq and is a predicted model, not a curated record. Gene Ontology annotation, biological process: intracellular signal transduction; phosphatidylinositol phosphate biosynthetic process. Gene Ontology annotation, molecular function: 1-phosphatidylinositol-3-kinase regulator activity. Gene Ontology annotation, cellular component: phosphatidylinositol 3-kinase complex. The coding region runs from base 20 to 832 and encodes 270 amino acids. Lineage: Eukaryota; Metazoa; Chordata; Amphibia; Anura; Pelobatidae.
CUGUCUCUUGGAGAGACUUAUGCCUUUUCGCUGCUCCUGGACGGAUAUGAUUCUUUGUGUGAGAGGUCCCCAGAGCCUGUUGGCAGAUCAGAGGACCUGUAGACCUUCUUCGUGCUUGGGGGUCCCAGGAUUUUCAGCCGAUCAAGUCAUGCACCCUCUGAACCCACCAGUCUGUCCAGGACAGUCCUCGUACUCCUUAGAGGAACCAGCAAGGACAUCAAACAACCAUGUGCCUCCUCCACCUUCCCAGACUCAGCUCAGAGACCCGGAGGAAGACUUUUUAUGCAUCGCUAGGACAUUUUGUUACUUACGAGACUCUGGUUGGUACUGGGGCUCUAUCACAGCCACAGAGGCCAAGCAGCAGUUACAGAAGAUGCCAGAGGGAUUCUUCCUGGUGAGAGACAGCACUCACCCCAGCUACCUUUUCACCUUGUCUGUGCGGACUAACCGGGGACCCACAAAUGUUCGAAUUGAGUAUUCCGACAGCCUUUUCCGACUUGACUCCAACUACCUCUCCAAGCCACGCAUUCUGUCCUUCCCAGAUGUUGUCAGCCUGGUGCAAUACUAUGUCUCCUCAUGUCAAUCUGAGGGCAACAAAGAAACCUCCAGGGAAUCCAGUCCAACUCCACUUGUGCCAACCUCGCCAAAAGAACCUGCCGCUGUCCACCUCAAGCUCCUGCACCCCCUGCCUCAACGAGGGCAGUGUCCCAGCUUACAGCAUCUGUGCAGACUGCAAAUAAACCGGAGCUUGGUUCCAGACUCAGACAUAACAGAACUACCAUUGCCCAGAAGGAUGGUAGAAUAUCUACAGAGGUACCCAUUCAAGCUCUGAGUGACAUUAGACAAUCUGGACUUGUUGCUUCUAUUUACACACUGCACAUACAUAAGGUGCCAUGCUAGCACAGUACACAUGGGCAUAGGAUGCCCAAGACUGUAUAAACGCGAGAUAUUUAUUUAAGUCUAUUCACAUGAACUUUUUUGUAGAGGUUUUGUAUUUGUCCAGCGAUGGAUACUGUGCCUGUCCUGACCCUCGUUCCUACUUCCCCUCCAAAGACUUAACAAUGUGACAUGUAAUGAAGAGCGUGUUCACGUGAACGUGCCAUAUGCAGCAGAAUGAAGACCACGGAAUACAGGGAACUGUAUGUUUCCAUUUACCUCUGCUGCGGAGCGUUGCUCUGCACGUUAAUCACUUGUGCUGAAUUUCAAGUCCUUUCUGAUGUGAAGGGUUUAAAUGGCAACACUAACUUCCUAGAUACAGCUUUUUCAGAAGCUGCAGCACUUUAGAGACUGAAACUGCCAUUUAUCAGGGUUGUGUCUCAGGCUGCUGGAUUACAAUAAAUAGGAUAUUUCAUAUUAAAUAA